AUGGGUGGGUGGGUUCGAUUCCUUGGUGGUGGCGUGGCUGUCCUUGUGCAGCAUAGCAACAAUGAGGGUAGAGAGUGCCUUCUUGCUACAGUGGAUCUGGAUGUCCCUGAGGGGUGUCUAAUCGAGCACCGUGAUGACAAUCUUGACAAGUCUUCCGUUGGUGGUUGUUCCUGUUCCGGUGUUCUUCCGCUGUUCACUUCUUCAGUUCUUGUUGUUGGUCAUUGUGUAAUCUUCUUCCAGAUAAUGGUUAGAACUAGAGGUCUUGGUCAGGCUUUAGGCCGAGCAAUAGGAAAAGUCUUGGGGAGGAGAGACGCGAGUGAGGAUGAUGCCCCUCAACGGCGAAGGCCGACUGCAUCAGCCCGUAGACAGCGACAACAAGAGCGUGUUGUCGAGGACCCUUCUACGGCCACGGAGGAAUUGAUCGACGAGCAGCUAGAAGCACCUGUUGAAGAAAGUGUUAUUGAUGUUGAGGGUUUUUCAGGUGGACCCCAUGACACAUCAGUUCUCACAUAUUUUGAAAAUCACAUUGCUUUGAGAGUUUGGAAUGGAGAGGAACAUCCUGAGUUGAAGCUAUCUUCCCAUGGAAGGAAGAUGGCUAAGUUCGGGAGGCCUGCUCUAGAGAUUGAAGGCCUUGUGGCAGCCAGUGGACUAAGUCCUUUGAUCGCUUGGGCGUUCCACAGCUUCGAGCUACUUCAUGUCGACGACGCUGUCGAAAUGUUGGUGGAAUUGCUCGAGGUCAGCGCUGCAAAGGUGAGACCUAAGAUGAUUCAGUGCCGUGGCUCUUAUGUUCGACUAUCGUGGUUGCGCGACGUGUAUGAGUUGAAGAUCGAGAGUGCCAAACACGUGCACAUGGUAUUCUUGGAUGCACUGCGUGACUUGACACAGAGUAGAGGUUACGCUUGGGGCGCUGCUGCACUUGUGCACAUGUAUGAUAAUUUAAAUGACACAUCCAAGAGCACUGUGAGACAGCUUGUAGGAUAUAUCACUCUAUUACAGUGUUGGAUCUAUGAGCAAUUUUCGUCUGUUAGUUUCACUGUUCCUGCCGAGGAUUACGAUGAGAAGAGACAGCGUGCAUGUCGAUGGACCUCUGGCAAGGCACUGCCCAUUUCCACGUAUCGGAGGCGUAUGGAUAGACUGACCCCUGAUGCGGUGUGCUGGAGUCCGUACGGUGACCACCGCUCAUUUAGAGAAUUUGAGGUCAUCUCAUUAUUUUUCGGCCAUUUCAAAUGGGGCCCCUUGGCUGUCAUUCACCGACCAGAGAGGGUUGUACAACAGUUUGGCUACAUCCAGACUAUUCCGCCACAUCCUAUUGCAUCUUCACUCUCUAUUGAAGAAAUUAAUGAUAGACGGAUGCAGUUUGGUGAGUACAUUGCACCUGUAGGGCAAUUAUGUGCAAUUCCUGACCACUAUUCUCCAGAUUACAUGGAUUGGUUUUACAUGAUCUCGCACCCAUUCAUGAGUCUAGCACAGCCAAGGGAUCCUCCUAGAGUUCCGUUGGUUCAGCAAUAUGAAGAAUUUGUUGAACCAUAUAUGUAUCAGCAAUCGAUGGCAGCAGCGGCAUCUAAUGAGGCAGACGUUGAUGUGCAUCAUCUUCGACAUGCAAUGGAUGACUUUGUAGCAAUUGCUGAUAAGUUGGGCAAGCUACUGAACCUAAGGAUCUUGAUCGAAGGAACAGAAGCCUAUACUGUUGUUGAAGAAUGUGUGGGCAUCGCAAGACACUAUAUUGGUCAAUCAACUGUAGGUCACAGAUCGAGGCGUCGACGACGUACGAAUGAUCAUUGA
Messenger RNA from Glycine soja, 1782 nucleotides. RefSeq lists its product as uncharacterized. Lineage: Eukaryota; Viridiplantae; Streptophyta; Magnoliopsida; Fabales; Fabaceae. The record is from RefSeq and is a predicted model, not a curated record. The transcript has 8 exons. The coding region runs from base 1 to 1782 and encodes 593 amino acids.